Molecule: messenger RNA, 2217 nt
Organism: Olea europaea var. sylvestris
Lineage: Eukaryota; Viridiplantae; Streptophyta; Magnoliopsida; Lamiales; Oleaceae
Exons: 2
Coding region: 1232-1750 (172 amino acids)
Source: RefSeq, a predicted model, not a curated record
UAUGAUGCAAAGACGCUUGAAACAAAAAGCUCGGGUGUGUGAGCUCGAGGAAGUUUUUGAAGACAGGUGUUCAGAAGGGCUGACGUGUACUGAGGUAAGCCCUAAAUAAGAAAAGGCGGUAAAAAUGGUAUGGGUUGGAUGUACGACACGUAACCAGAUCUGACGGUCGGGGUAGUGACUUUUGGACUACCCGCUCCUGUUGCCUAUAAAUACCCUCUCCACAUUUCAUUUUUCACUUUUUACUCUCAGUAAACUUCUCUUGCUAAUCGUCGGGAUCAGAACUUUGAGUUUUUAGGCGUCGACUUUAAGGUAAGACCUCGAGUUCUUAAGUUAUUCUUUAGGCACUUUUUUACCUAGGUCAGGAUGUCUACUAGUAGUAGUAGUGAGUCUUCGUCCUCCUCCUCGAGGAGUACUCUCGAGGACAAAGGAUGCUCGAUCAUACCUAUGGCCGUGCCUAUUAAUACCCAACCUCGAGCACAAAGUAUCCCUACCCCAUUUAAGUACCUAGAGGUUCCUUGUAAGUUUAAAGAGCAUCUAACAAUAUCAACGACUAGGGAGCACGGGCUCAUGCCGAAGUGUGAUAUUAGGACGCCAGGGGGAGAGGAUAGGAUGGCCUUUGCUCGGAAUGGAGAGUUGUAAUUUUUAGGGACUCACUAAAGGGUGGAUUUAGAUGGCCCCUGCACCCCUUCUUUGUGGCUUUAUUGGUCGAGCACAACAUGAGCCCUGGACAGCUCGUGCCAAAUGGGUGGAGGAUGCUCACCUAUUUUUUUUAUAGCCUGUAGAUACCUAGGAAUUAGCCCAUACAUCGAUCUUUGUAGAUUGGUCUUCGACUUGAAACAGCUACCUCAAUAUACUUGUUUUGCCUACCUUUCAUCUCGAGGAGGUUUUAGAGUACUGAGGAUGCCCAGUUCCUUAAAAGGGUGGAAAGAGAAGUGGUUUUAUGUCAUAAUUCAGGAUAGUGACUUUCCUUUUAGUCCUAGGUGGGUUUUGCCCGACACUACCAGGUUUUGUGAAGGCCAGGCCUAUUUUGAGUAUUUAGAAAGGCAUAGGGAAAUGUUAGAGAACCUUGAGCCUCUUGCCUAUGAUAUAGAUGACAUCCUCAGGGAUGACGUUCUUGAUCUUGCCGAUGUGAAAGGCACUGAGGGUAGGGAUCAUCCUUUUUGCCCUCUUCCUUAUCGAUCUGUCUUUGAAUGUAUAAUUGUGCUCAUGUUAAUGACUUGUUUUUGUAUAGAUGACUUUCGAUCCUUCAGCCCUUAGACAGGCUGUGAAUAAAAAGUCCAAGGCCCCUCAGACUCGAGCUCCAGGUCAAAAAAGAGGGAAGAAGAGAGCUCGUGAUUCAGGCCUCGAGAAUAUUAGGAGUGUGCCAGGGGAACCUUUUGCCCAAGGACAAUCACCGAUCAUUCAGGAUCAUGAAACUCCUAUUGCCCCUCCUCGGUCAAGGAGUACCCCCGAAGUUGUUGACCUUGAGUAUGAGGUCCCUCCUGUGCCUUCAUUCCAAAAUCGAGAUCCUGAUUGGUGUCCUCUGGUGUCGAGCAUCGUGGACAUAUAUCGAAAGGACCUUGGCUUUGAUAAGGGCAUGAAAGCUCUUGAAUCCCUUACGCUGAAGACUCUGAGUAUUGCUCGAGGCCUCUCUCUGAAAGGGAAAGAUGAGGCACAGAAAAUUGCUGAGCUCAAGGAUACUUCUCGAGCAUAUGAGAAGAGGAUUGCUGACAUGGAGGCUGAGACUCAUUCUCCAGGGGGAGCGCGAUGACGCGAAGAACGACCUUCAGAGAGCUCGGGAAGAGGCUAGAGUGGCCAAGGAUUUAAAGCUUGAAAUCGAGCGUUUGAAGAAGAAUUUUGAAACUCACCUGACUGAAGCUCGAGGCAUUGCGAUCGAAGAUUUCAAAAAGUUCGAGGAGUUCAGCGGGCUGAAGGGGGAGUACGCCAUGGGCUCGUACUUCCACGCUUUGAAAGAGGCUCGAGCAUUUUUACAGUCGAAGCCUGACGCAAAGCCCGAGGAUUUAAAGAGCAUCCCUGAGGUUACUGAAGAUCUCAAGCUUUUAGAGUCCGAGGAUACCGUCGAGGACCAGGAGGUCGACAUUGAAGGCGAGGACGUGGCGGAAAAGCAAGGAAGCACAGCCUCGGGAGAAAGAGCCGAGGACCUAGAUUAGUUUCUGUUUUCCUUUUUGGAUACUUUUGGCAAGUACUUGAUUAAUCAGUUGUUGAAAUUAAUGUAUU